CCUUUCCUCGGCACAUCUACCGGCAGAAGAGUCCUUCCAAUACUUUUUCAGCCGCAACAAUCAGAUCGAAGACGCAAUCAAAACUCCCACUUUUUAUUCGAGCAGCCCAGGGUUGUUUGCUUUUGAGUGGUGAAAAUGUUCGGAGCCGGAGGUAGAGCAGCCUUCCACAGGUUGAGGGAAAGGCUUCAGUCGACGAAAACCACUGCCUCUCCAUUUUUGUCAUCCCUUGUUUCCAAGAAAGGUCCAGAGGAUGUGGGAUCUGCUAGCAUGAAAUCUCUUAGAGCAUUGGCUCUAGCUGGGGCUGGUGUAUCAGGGCUUCUAAGUUUUGCAUCAGUAGCAUCUGCUGAUGAGGCUGAACAUGGUUUGGGGGUUGCAAGUUAUCCUUGGCCUCAUAAAGGAAUCCUCAGUUCAUAUGACCAUGCCUCGAUCCGUCGUGGUCACCAGGUUUACCAGGAAGUGUGUGCAUCCUGUCAUUCCAUGUCUCUGAUUUCAUAUCGUGACUUGGUGGGUGUGGCGUAUACAGAGGAGGAAACAAAAGCUAUGGCUGCUGAGAUUGAGGUGGUUGAUGGGCCUAACGAUGAGGGUGAGAUGUUCACUCGUCCUGGGAAACUAAGUGACCGUUUCCCACAGCCAUAUGCAAAUGAACAAGCAGCGAGAUUUGCCAAUGGAGGCGCCUAUCCUCCAGACUUGAGUCUCAUCACCAAAGCUCGUCACGAUGGUCAAAACUAUGUAUUUGCCCUUUUAACUGGUUAUCGUGAUCCUCCUGCUGGUGUUUCAAUUCGAGAAGGAUUGCACUAUAAUCCUUACUUCCCUGGUGGUGCUAUUGCUAUGCCCAAAAUGCUUAAUGAUGGUGCCUUGGAGUAUGAAGAUGGUACUCCUGCAACAGAAGCUCAGAUGGGGAAAGAUGUUGUGACAUUUUUGUCGUGGGCUGCGGAGCCAGAGAUGGAAGAAAGAAAGCUGAUGGGAUUCAAGUGGAUAUUUGUACUGUCACUGGCACUCCUUCAGGCUGCUUACUACAGGCGUUUGAAAUGGUCGGUUUUGAAGUCACGUAAGCUGGUCCUCGAUGUUGUCAACUAAACUCGGUUUAUUCUUCUCCUUGAUGUUUAUCAGAGGAUUGAAAUCAGGGAAUAAUAUUUGUUUCUUGCUACAAUAUGUGUCUCUCUGCUGUGUUAAGUUUGUUCAACCUGCUUGGUGGUAAUUUGUGCUAGCAGAGCAACCUCCUUCCACACGGUGAGGUAAAAUAAGAGACGAAUACAAAGCGAAAGCUUUUUUGGUCUUCAUUUUGGACCGCUUAGAAAUCUAAUUUUAUAAGUCUUUUGUUUUGGUUAGUCUAUAUGGUAGAGUGGUGAAUUUGUCCCUCGAGAGAGCUGCAGUUAUUAUGCAAAAUUGACACUGAAAUUUUUGUAAUGUAAGGGUACCUUUUUCUUCAUUCA
Coffea eugenioides is the source of this 1433-nucleotide messenger RNA. Its product is annotated as cytochrome c1-2, heme protein, mitochondrial. Gene Ontology annotation, biological process: mitochondrial electron transport, ubiquinol to cytochrome c. NCBI's taxonomy places the organism in Eukaryota, Viridiplantae, Streptophyta, Magnoliopsida, Gentianales, Rubiaceae. Gene Ontology annotation, molecular function: heme binding; electron transfer activity. The coding region runs from base 136 to 1077 and encodes 313 amino acids. The transcript is spliced from 8 exons. The record is from RefSeq and is a predicted model, not a curated record.